Messenger RNA from Macrosteles quadrilineatus (aster leafhopper), 1049 nucleotides. RefSeq lists its product as uncharacterized. NCBI's taxonomy places the organism in Eukaryota, Metazoa, Arthropoda, Insecta, Hemiptera, Cicadellidae. The coding region runs from base 1 to 450 and encodes 149 amino acids. The record is from RefSeq and is a predicted model, not a curated record. The transcript is spliced from 4 exons.
AUGACCGAUUUUGGGGUCCUAAGUACUGUUGGUGAGAUCGUCGCUGGCCCUCGUCGCCUCGUUGUAAAUUUUUCGGGUGUUGACACGGAUAUAACACCAAAGCCCGUCAAAGACGGGUACACUACAACAGCCAGGCCAACGUAUGAUCUAGUCUUCCGUCGAUUUGCACAGGCUCACGCUUAUGAGUACGUGAUUGGCGAUGCCACUUUCAGAAGACGGGAGAAAAAGCCGAAAAACGACAGACACCAACAAGGAAAGCAGCAGACACCAAGAUCAAGAAAAGCACAGACACACGCUAUUACGAUGGUGUCUCUGAGGUUUCGACACAUCAGCUUUGUUGACUUCAUGAUGGCGUUUAACUUCGUCAGGCGUUCAAGUUUAUUGAAUAUGGCGUGGGCGAGAGUACAUACUGCAGUGCACUGGUUAUACCCAACAGAAAACCCAGUGUGAACCCGCCUCUCGCUCUCCCAUGCCUUUCUCUUCUCGAAGAUCAGCCCAUCCUCUUAUAUCGCUCUCUCUACUAGUUGUGAUAUCUGGAACAGACGCGAAAACAAUGAAAACGAGAGAAGGAGCCGAAGAAACAGCAGAGACAGCAAACGUCGAAAGGGGCACAAAAGAAGACUAGCACUGACAACGCACGACUCCUCAAACCCAUCCACCGUUUAACCAACUUAAAUUUUAAUAACUUUACAAUAUUUAAAUCCCAUCUUGUAUCUAACCACACAAAUAUUGUACAAAUAGUUUCAGGCCACAUGUUCUGCCAAACAACCAAUUAACACUAAUUAAUAACUAAACACCGAUCAAUGACAUUUUUUAAACGCACCUUUAAGAGUGCUCCAACGAGUCGUUGUGCACACCGGGUAGUGUGGAUCUUGUUUGUAUGAAUGAUUUUGUAUUUAAUAUGUGUUUCAAGUUCAUAUUGCCUACAUUAUGUUCUCGAACACCCUCCUUGCUACUCGAACAUACUCCAGGAGGCUGCCAUGUUUAUAUUAAUAGUUACGACGUACUACCAUUCGAUAUCUAUGUAUUAUUUCAUGACAAUAAACGAA